UCCUCGUCCCGACCUGAAAUGGAAAAGUACACAAAAUUCAUGGACGCCAUUGUACUCUUGCAAUUGACUCAAUUCUUGUUACUGCCAAUUUCUACGACGUUGUUUUUCAUUGUCUCGCCAGAUAACCCGAUGCAUCCCAGACACAUCAUUCCCAAAGGGAUUAAACUGAAAGAUAACCCGAUAUUUAUAUUUGUCUCAUUGAUUUUUAUCACGUGGACGUCUUGCAUCGCAUGGUAUACAUUUAUGCGGUUCAUGAUCGUUGGGACAAUCUAUUUCAUCUCGAUUUUAUUGGUGAUGAGAGAAUUUAAGACAAAUUCGGUGAAACAGUUGACAGUUAGUGCCCUAAGAUCGUCGGCGUAUUAUCUUUCUCGAGAAUUUACAAGCGUGCAACUUCUCCAUAAAGAAAUUAUGCAGGGGACAUGGUCUAUACUUGCAUUGACACAUUUGACGAUAGCUCAUCUCAGCUUAUUUUGCAAUUUUUCUAUCCUAAAAAAUUGGUACUCUAUGAAUUCUUCGACAUUGACCUUGCUGAGCAUUUGGGCCAUCGUGCAACAAUUGGGCUGGGGAGCUGUUCUAGAAAUUGCAGGAAAAUUUAAUAAUUUUUCGAUCAAGACGUUAAAAUCUUGGAAAGUUAUAUCAUUCAAAGACAAGACGGAAGCCAAGUACUUUUCCAAAUUUCGGAAAUGUCAGAAACCCGUGGUUAUUGGGAAAGAGGGGGUUUUAGCGUUUAAACGGUUGACGGUUUUGAAAUUUUUCAGGGCUGCGAUUAAAGGGACGUUUAAAGCUUUGUUGACUUUAGGGAAAACGGCGUGAAUAUCUAUACAGUAAAAUCAGACAGUUUAUUUGCACAUAUAUUUUUGUAUAUAAAAUAAUAAUAUCUUUAUUGCAUAUAUAGCCAAUAGCUCUUGCAAUUCACAAUCAUAGUUUGUUACAUAUAUUUUGUAUAGUCAAAUUUUUAGAUUAUAAUAAUUGUGAUAGUAGACAGGGGAGUAGAGGGAAAACCAGACUAUGGUGGUCAGUAUGGAACAGAGUAUAAACCCAGAUCGAACCGGGAUAGGGUGAGUUCGACCUGGAUGCCAUAAGACUUUUCAGCAUUGAGAACUGCAUAAUGGUAGCUGGAGGGGACAAACAUAGAACAUGACGCUUUUUUAUUUAAAAUAAAAUUGGACCCAAUUCCAAAAAAAAGUUGUAAUUUAAUUGUAAUUUGUGAUGAGCAUAAUUACUGAGAUAAUUGUUUGAGAUAGUGCUGGUAUUACAGUCACUCAAAACGACUUAAUCAGUCCAAAUUUACAACUGUGAAAUUAUUUUGAAGUUGACAAAUUUUGUAAAGU
This is a messenger RNA of Folsomia candida, 1331 nucleotides long. RefSeq lists its product as uncharacterized. The coding region runs from base 19 to 813 and encodes 264 amino acids. The transcript is spliced from 3 exons. Lineage: Eukaryota; Metazoa; Arthropoda; Collembola; Entomobryomorpha; Isotomidae. The record is from RefSeq and is a predicted model, not a curated record.